This is a messenger RNA of Trematomus bernacchii (emerald rockcod), 1997 nucleotides long. RefSeq lists its product as uncharacterized. Gene Ontology annotation, molecular function: transmembrane signaling receptor activity. The transcript is spliced from 13 exons. The record is from RefSeq and is a predicted model, not a curated record. Gene Ontology annotation, cellular component: plasma membrane. Lineage: Eukaryota; Metazoa; Chordata; Actinopteri; Perciformes; Nototheniidae. Bases 1 to 1935 code for a protein of 644 amino acids.
AUGAAUGAUGUUCUCCAUCAAAGUACAUCCAGUCUCUACGUGGAUCAGCAAGAGAUUACAGGAUUUAAAGGAGAUAACAUAAACAUCAAGUGUCACUAUCAAAACUCUGGAGAAAGGAAGUGGUGCAGGCCCGGCGGCUCCUGUGUGACAAAGUCUGGAUCAAUAGAUGGAACAAGAGUCGACAUCAGUGCACGCAGCACUGGUGUUCUCACUGUGGCUAUGAGCGGACUGAGGACAGAGAGCAGCGGCUGGUAUCGGUGUGUUAAAGGAGACUUACAGAUGCCAGUGCACAUAACUGUUUCUGAGAAACCUACAACUAUUGCAGCCACAAGCCAAAUAACCACCUUGGCACCCACCUCCAAACCUGUGAAUCACACCUAUAGUACUGCAGAACAAAGACUUUCCACUGUUGAGGUUGAGCAGCAAAGUGUUUCAGUAAACUUGAUGGUCUUUAUCAUCCCGCUGAGCUCGCUGAUCUUCAUUGUAACGGACCCGGUUGCCUCGUUCAUCUGCUUAAUGAUCAAAAGACACAAGCAGACCAAAGGAGAUUCUUCCACAAUAAUGGGUAAAGAGGAAGCAACAUACAGUACUGUUAAGCAAAGGAGAAAGACUUCAGGCCAGCUUCAUCGUGCUGAAGAGGAAGUAACAUACAGCGAUGUUAAACAAAGACAACCUACAGACAAGUGGUCGGAUGCUAAUAGAGAUGUGGAUGUGAUGUACUCUGGUGUGAUGUACUCUGAUGUGGUUACUAUAGAGCAUCAAACUGGACAAAAGGAGGGACCCAUAUUUGAUCUGGUGCAUUUUAUAUUUAGGAAAAAAGGAAGUAGAGCAUCAGUUCGUACAUGUUGUUUGGUCCGCUCACACUCUGACAUGGCUGUUCAUCUCGGCUUCCUUCUCAUUUUGAUCGGACUCACAGGAAUUCACAGCAUAACUACAGUCAGUAAAGUCUCAGUGAGAGCUGGAGGUUCGAUCACUGUCCCAUGUCUCUAUGAGUCAAAGUACAGCAACCAUGUGAAAUACUUGUGUAAAGGAUCUACUUGGGCCUUCUGUUCUUAUGAAGUUAAAACAAACAAACCAAGCAGUUCAGGAACGUUUUCGAUCUCUGAUGACAAAAAACUAAGAGUCUUCACUGUGACUAUAAAUGAUCUGACUGAAGAGGACACUGGUUAUUACUGGUGUGCUGUGGAUAUUAAUGGAGGCUCAGAUUGGGGAACACUUUUCCACCUGUCAGUCACAGGAGGCAAUCCAUAUCUAUAUGUGGAUGAACAGAAGAGGACAGGAUUCAGAGGAGAGGAAAUAACCAUCAAUUAUCACUAUUAUAACUAUGGAGAAAUGAAGUGGUGCAGGCUGGGCAGCUCCUGUGUGACAUGGCCGAAUGGAUCAUUAGAUAACUCAAGAGUCACCAUCAAUGCGAAUGAUUCCCAGGUUCUCACUGUGACUAUGAGCGGACUGAGGACAGAGAGCAGCGGCUGGUAUUGGUGCGUUAAAGGAGACUUACAGAUGCCAGUGCACAUAACUGUUACUGAGAAACCUACAACUACAAAAAGUCUUGUCACCCAUGAGCCUGUGAAGCACACCACUGAGCCUGUGAAGCACACCACUAGUUCUGCAGACCAAGCACUUUCCACUGUUGAGGUUGAGCACCAAAGUGUUUCAGGGAACUUAAAGAUCUUCAUCAUCCGUUGGAGUUUGCUGAUCAUCUUUGCGAUGGUGAACUUGUUCAUCUGGUUUAUGUCCAAACGACAAGAGCAGACAAUAGUAGAAUCAUCAGCCACGACAACGGUAAAAUAUUUGAUUUAUUUUCCUAAUAUAACUUUUCACAGCGAAGACAUUACAUUUAGAGGAAGAGACGACAUCAUUGUAAUUGAUUUAUUUUAUACUUUAUAUUUAUUGUUGUUAAGAAGGGACUCAAACAAGUAUUUCUUCCCAAACUAAUAAUAUACUAUUUCAAAUGUGCCAAUGUUAUUUUACCUAAUACAAUCUCGUUUUUUUUCUCC